Molecule: messenger RNA, 1299 nt
Organism: Closterium sp. Yama58-4
Lineage: Eukaryota; Viridiplantae; Streptophyta; Zygnematophyceae; Desmidiales; Closteriaceae
Source: the annotation of a GenBank genome assembly
AUGAAUUCGUCACAGGCGGGUUACUUCGCGAAGCAGGGGCUGAGCAUGCUGUACAAUGCCACUGUAACGAGCGUGAGUGCGAUUGCAACGGGGAUAAACAAGGCGUACCAGACGUACACGGACUACUACGAGCGUGACCAGAUCGAAGCCCUUAAGAAAUCCGGCAAGCGACCAGCCGACAACCUCUAUCUAGUGCUGCAGCGCUUCCAGUACCUCUGCAUGGCUGGAUACAAUAACGAGGUCGCUGCUGCCGCCCAAAAGGCAGCUGCCAAGCUGACGGCAGGAGAGAAGAGCUCAGUGGCUCAUGAGACGCUACUUCUUCUGACCCGGGUGCUGACAUCAGUGUCGCAGCGGUACGGCGAGCAGUCAGGGCAGGGGUGGGGGCUGCAGGACUUUCUGAACUCGUCUCGCAUGGGCAAAGACCACUUUGACCGCGACCAGCUCGUCACUGACUUCUACUUCGCCAUCCUCUUCGUGCAGGACGUGUGUGGGGGACCUGGGCCGCAGUUUGAGCAGGCCAUUCGCGAGGCAACAGGGAGGCUAGUGGAGGGGGAUAAAUACGUGGGCGAGGGAGGGGGGUUCUCUGGCGGCGGUGCUGCUGCCUUCGGUGGUGCUUCCUCCUCCGUGCCCUCCUAUGCCGCUGUGCCGUCAGCCAGCGCACUGCCUGCUGAUCAAGACCCCAAGAAGAAAGCGAUGAAGGUGGUGCAGGUGCUAUCCCAAGCCGUGCGCAAGGCAGCAGAGGAUGCAGACGGGCGCAAGCAGCGGUCGCUCAAAGAAGCAGAGGAUAUGCUUCGGCGCGAGAACGAAAAAGCAGCUGCUGCUGCCGGCGUGGGCUAUGCCGCACCUCCCGCCAAGCCUCUCAGCAGCUUCGGCGGCGGAGCCUCGGCAGCAGCUCCGGUGGGCGGGUAUGGUUCGGCAGGUGGUUUUGCGGCCAAGCCCAGUAGUGUGUCGAACUGGAGUGGGGGGAGUGGGGCUGCUGCUGCUGCGCCCAGCCCUUGGAGUGGGGGAGGGGGGAGUGCAUUGGGGGGACCUGUAGGGGGAACGAUGGGGGGAACGGGGGGAAGUAGUGCUUGGGGAGGGGGGAGUGCGAGUGUGGGAGGGGGAGGGGGUUUUGGAGGAGGUAGUGGUGGUGGUGGGGGGUGGGGUGGGAGUGCUUCGACAGGAGGGGGAGGGGGUGCGUGGGGGGCAGGGGGAGGGCAGGCAGGGGGGAGUGCAGGGGGGUGGGGGGGGACGACAGGGGGAAGCACGACGGGAGGGAGUUCUGGGUGGGGCACUGGCACUGGUGGCAGCUUGAUCUAG